Molecule: messenger RNA, 1287 nt
Organism: Acanthocheilonema viteae
Lineage: Eukaryota; Metazoa; Nematoda; Chromadorea; Rhabditida; Onchocercidae
Source: the annotation of a GenBank genome assembly
AUGGAAGAGUUCGAAUGGCCACCUAGUACAAGCACUCUCCAAGCAGCUAAUUUCUCUUCUGAUGAUAUGAGCAAAUUCUGCACGAAUUGGAUGAAAACAAUUAAAUCGGCAGUAGUGGUACCGGAUCCGCCGCGUCACAUUCGUCCUUCUAAUUUUAUUAUAUGGACUGUUGGUUUGACUUGCGUUACAGUAAUUAGCUUAUGUGCUGCUGUUGGAAUUCUAUUCGUCAAGAAACUUAGCAAACAAACAUACAACCACUUUAUCACGAUUCUUGUAGCUGUCGGAGUUGGUUCACUUAUAACUUCAUCUACUUUGCAUUUGCUACCGCAGGGCUUAGGAGUCGUUGAUGGCGAAAAUUAUGAUUUUAUCAUGGUUAUGAUGUUUUGUAUAUUUGGUAUAUACAUCUUUUUCUUCUGUGAUAAAUUCAUCAAAAUCACUCUUGAGUCAAAAAAGAUGAAUGAAAUUGAAAUGUUGAACAGUGCUGGAAAUCAUAUACACACGGAAGCUGGAGUUGUUUCGAUCCAUUCAACAGAUGCUUUAAUCACUGAAAACGGUAAUCUCAAACCCGAUGCCUUUUCAACAUUGGAAAAAAUAAGAAAAUACAAAAAAAGAACAUCAUUGCGGAAACAAAGAGGCGAGAUUGACGGCACGAUCCGUCCUAGUCUCGAUAUGUCAAGACAGGCUCAUGGUAUCUGUGUUCAUGACCAUAAAAUAACGUUUAAUCAAAUGAAAGAUUCAGCAAUAAAAACGGUCGCAUGGAUGAUUGUGUUUGGAGAUGGCUUGCAUAAUUUUAUCGAUGGAGUCAGUAUUGGUGCUGCUUUUAGUGAAUCACUAUUAAGUGGUUUGAGCAUUCGUUCCUGGAUUACCUCUAAAAACGCACUACAUUUGCCACAAAUAUAUGCUGAUUUCUCAAAGACAAGCAUUAGUGUCUGUUCAUGUGGUAGCGGUGAUGUGGCAAUUUUGUUGAAUGCUGGUAUGAACCAGAAGCAAGCUUUAUUUUAUAAUCUACUUAGUACGAUUACCUGCUUCGUAGGAUUCAUUAUCGGUGUUGUUCUGGGUAGUGUCGAAUCACUUUUACGAUACAUUUUCGGUUUUUCGGGUGGCAUGUUCCUAUACAUUGCCCUUUCGUGUAUGAUGCCCGAGAUGAAAUCUACCAUGGAAGAAGCGCUGGAAAAUGGUUAUCUUGAUGCGUUUUUUGUUCUUUCGCUGCAAACUACGGGCUUAGCUUUAGGAACGUUCUCAAUGUUUUUUUUCGCCCGCUAUGGCGAUUUAAUGAAAUUUGCUUAA